Messenger RNA from Cylicostephanus goldi, 351 nucleotides. NCBI's taxonomy places the organism in Eukaryota, Metazoa, Nematoda, Chromadorea, Rhabditida, Strongylidae. The record is from the annotation of a GenBank genome assembly.
AUGACUCCGUCCACUUCCAUCGAUGAGGAAUCGAACACUGUAAGCAAGAAUCUUCUCAACAAUAACAAUAUCGAAUUUUCUGAGUUGAACGUGAAAACAGAGAACGAUAUGGUGUUGAGUGGACCGGAGUCCGGUAUUGCGUCUGGUGAAGAGGUGACUGAAACUGACUCGUCACCAGCUCAAAGUUCUAAAGAAGGUAGCCCUAUCACACAUGAGAAUGACAUCGCCCCACCAUCCAAUAAUGAUCUUCUGCAAGUUCCAAAUAUACUAGGGGCUGCUACGAUCUCUAUGGGUUAUUGGUGUUUGAUUCGUAUUUUUCGUACUGUCACGCUCAUCAGCUUUUUCGGUUAA